Messenger RNA from Malania oleifera, 569 nucleotides. Its product is annotated as probable starch synthase 4, chloroplastic/amyloplastic. The transcript has 5 exons. The coding region runs from base 17 to 472 and encodes 151 amino acids. NCBI's taxonomy places the organism in Eukaryota, Viridiplantae, Streptophyta, Magnoliopsida, Santalales, Ximeniaceae. The record is from RefSeq and is a predicted model, not a curated record.
CCUGCAGUUUAUCUUCAUGGUGUCUAGCAAAAUGCCAAGUAUAAACAGGGCUCUAGAAUCUUUUCAAGAAGAACUCAAGGAUGAAAGUGCCAGAUUUAUAAACAAAUACGAUGAGGUUUUAUCACAUUUAAUCUUUGCAGGAUCAGACAUUAUCUUGUGUCCAUCUUUUCAUGACCCAGUGCUCCAAGUUCUGCUGAAGGCUAUAAAAUAUGGAGCAGUGCCAAUUGCAGUAAUGUACAAUGACAACAGAUUCGGGCACAGUGGAGAUGGUGAAUUUGACAGCACCAAGGUAUCGCACUACAUUGGCAGUACCUUUGCAAAUAUGUCCCUGAGCCAAGCCCUUGAUGAAAUGAAGAACAAUCCAUUGCAGUGGAGUCGAAGGAUCCUGGAUGCAAUGGAAAAGGACUUCUCAUGGGAUGCAGAAUGCUGUGACAUACAUAUUGCUGCUUAUGCAUUCCUAAAAAACCUGUGAAGCUGGUGGAAUUCAAAUGUGCAUAUGUAUAUGCAAAUGUGUCAUAUGUGUAGCUUUAUGGGCACUGCAGAGACGAGGCAUUUUUUUCUAUGUUGAU